Messenger RNA from Plasmodium knowlesi strain H, 1740 nucleotides. Its product is annotated as KELT protein. Bases 1 to 1740 code for a protein of 579 amino acids. Lineage: Eukaryota; Apicomplexa; Aconoidasida; Haemosporida; Plasmodiidae. The record is from RefSeq and is a predicted model, not a curated record. The transcript has a single exon.
AUGUCUUUUAAAAUGGAAUAUUUCUACAAAAUUGUCAUAGUUUUAGCCUAUAUUCAUACAUAUUUGAUGCAAAACAGAUGUGUGAGGAAAGUAUUUCUAGCUGAAAAUGAACCUGAUUCUGGUGUAAAACGAGGGGAUGAAAAAGGCUCUUAUGAUGAUGAAAUUGUGACACGAGUUAUGAAUCUUUUAUCUGUUCAAACUUUGGGGAAAGAAGAAGAAGAACAGGAAAAAUCCGAAAAAGAGGAUUCACUCGAAGGUGUGGAAGAAAUGGGCGCAGUUGGUGGGAUGGAAGAAAUGGGUGCAGUUGGUGGGAUGGAAGAAACGGGGGCAGCUGGUUGGAUGGAAGAAAUGGAAGUUGGAGAAACAUCCUCAAGAAAAAGAAGACUAAUUCCAAGACUAGGAUAUUUUCAAUUAGAAAAUAUUAAAAAAUCCAAGGGGAGCUCUGAAGAAGAAGCAGAGUUGGAAGAAAUACAAGAAGAGGCAGCAACGUCAAGUGCAUUAUCAUCAAAAGAUGCACCAGAAGAGAAGCCUGAAGAAGCGAAAGACUACGAGAUAAAUGAGUUUAAAGGUGUACUAAGGGAGUGUGAUAAUAUAAAUUUUGAAAUUAAUGAUGAAGGAAUAGAGGAAUAUUUAAAAGCACGGAUAACCGGAAAGGAAAAAAUUUCUGAAUUGAAUAAAGCAUAUCCAUUAAAUUUGGGGAAAGGUAUUAACUUUGAUAAUCCCCGGAACCCCUUUGGAGAAGAGGAAGAACCUGAAAUAAGAAAUGAAACUGAAUUACGCGAAAAGCUAUAUUUUGAUAGUUUCAUGGAAAUUCCAUUAUUUGAAUUUUUAAAUAAUACAGCAGUGGGCAAUUUAUCUCUGGAAAAAAUUAAUUCUUUAUAUGUCCAACAAGGUAUUAAAUAUCUGCCAUGCAAUAAUUUUCUGUUGGAGUAUCUUGGUCCAAAAAACAUAUAUUUUAACAUUGAACAAUUUUUUAGAGAUAAUAUAGUAACAUAUUUAUCUGAGGAUAAAUGUGAAAUUUGCAAUUUUGAUGAUACAAAAAAAAUUGUUAUAGGACAAAAAAAUGAAGAAAAUAAUAAAGAGGUUGAAAGAUUAACAGAGAUAAAAAGAACUAGGGAAUUGACUUAUGCCGAAAGACAAAAAUUAAGAUAUAUCAUUUUUUAUCAUCUUAGGAAUAUGUCGUAUGUAGGGAAAAGAUUAUCUUGUUUUUCUGAAAAACGUAUUAAAAUUAAGAAAGAUAUAGCGCUUCUUUUAAAACAUUUCUCUUUACCUAAAAAUUAUAUAUAUAAGGAUGUUUCUCUUUUGGCAUGUCUACAUUAUACACUCAGUUAUGUUAUUUUAAUACUUAAGCCAUUGAGGGUUAAAGUUAUUGGAAAAAAUGAGAUAGACCAUAGGGAGCUUCAUAAUACUUCAGGCUUAGUAAAUUACUUCAUAGCUUUACUGGAGUUUAUAGAAACAAAUUCACAACUGUGUCAGAAAUUCUUUAAGACAUAUGAAAAUACUGGAGGUUUUUACCCACGUUUAAAAUCGAGUGAAGACAUAGUAGAAAUUUUUAAUUAUUUAAUGAUAAAGCGUCAAUUAUAUAGUAUAAUAUAUAAUAUAGGUAAAUUUCUUUCAAAAUUUAAAUAUUGUGAAGAACAGGUAGCUUAUUAUGAGGAGCAUAUUGUUGGGGAAUAUGUUAAAUUAACCUUUUCAUUAGGACGUACAUUAAAUAAAGCGAGAGAGUUAUAUAAAAGGUGA